Messenger RNA from Henningerozyma blattae CBS 6284, 6072 nucleotides. It is a transcript of the gene LAA1, whose product is annotated as AP-1 complex accessory protein LAA1. The transcript has a single exon. Gene Ontology annotation, biological process: retrograde transport, endosome to Golgi; intracellular protein localization; endocytosis. The record is from RefSeq and is a predicted model, not a curated record. Lineage: Eukaryota; Fungi; Ascomycota; Saccharomycetes; Saccharomycetales; Saccharomycetaceae. The coding region runs from base 1 to 6072 and encodes 2023 amino acids. Gene Ontology annotation, cellular component: membrane; Golgi apparatus; endocytic vesicle.
AUGGAGUUAUUACAAUCAUUCGAUUCUUCACAGAAUAAAAGACAUGAAUUAUUAACUUGGAUAACAAAUAAUCACGAAUCUAUAGUUUCCAAAAUAAAUGAUCCAAAAUCUCCAUUACCUGAAAAUAUUUCUGAUGAUUGCUUAAGUUUAUAUAAUCAAUUAAAUGAUUAUUUCAAAUUCUUAAUUCAAUUAGAUGAUCAAGCUCCAUAUGAAUCUCAUUUCAUCUCUAUUAGAUUAUCUCAAUUAUAUAACCUCUUAUUAUUGAAUUUAGAAAAAGAUUACAAUUCCAAGAUUUUCGAUUCUGCUGAAUUAUUAACAAAUAUACUGUUAGAGGAGAACGUUUUAAAAGAUAAUAAAAACAAUUCCACCAAUGAUCAUAGUAGUAAUAGUAUAACUAACAAAUCCAAGAAAAGUUCAUCAAAUUCUAAGAAAACUUAUACUUAUUCACCUAUAAAGGAUAUUGCUGCCACUAUUUUAAUUCAAAUGUUUGAAAUCUUUGGUAAAAAAAUAAAAUUAUUAACUCCAAAUCUUUUAAUAGCCAUCUUUAAAAAUAUUAAAAAAAUGAUGGAAAAAAAUAAAUAUAAACAUGCUACUUAUAUGACAACUUUAUUCCAAUUAUUAAAUUCCAUGAUUAGAAAUUGUGGAUUAAAUAUUAUGGAUUCAAAUUUCAUUUCGAAAUUUAAUAAAAUUUCUAAAUUAACUUUUGAAGAUAUUUAUAAUGAUAAUCAAGAUUUCCCAAUUUAUUUUAUUUCUAUCAUGAUAGAAUUAUGGUCAAAUCAUUUCAAACAAGAUUCUUUUAUAAAAGAUCAUUCUUCCAAUUUAUUAAAUACUUUUUAUACAAGAUUCAUUCAAAGUGAUAUUGCUGUUUAUGGAUUUUCUAAUGAUCAAUCAAGGAUUUUAACUUCAAAAGUUUUAAGUGAAAUUUUAUUUUAUUAUUAUUUUAAUAAAAAAAUAGUUAAUUUAAAUGAUAUUUGGAAUUUUUAUAAAAAAUUCUUCAUUGAAUCCAUUUCAAGAGAUUUUAAAGCUGGUUGCAUGGAAUCAUUAACACAUUUCAUCUCCUUAUGUUUAUCAAUUGAUAAAACUUUUUUAAGUGGCAUUAAAUAUUUGAAUUAUUUGAAAAUUCUAUUAUCAGUAUUUGAUGAAGAACUUGUUAACAAAAAUACUACAGAUUCAACAACAAGAGAUAUGAGAUUUUUCGAAAAUUUCCAUAAAUUAAUUUUACCUUAUUUAGGUGAUUCAUCAAAGACUCAAAUUUUAUUCAAAUUAUUAGGAGUUUCUGUAGAACCAGAAAAUAAUCAAUUAAUUAAAUUAAAUAAAUCAAAUUAUUCCAUUGACAACAAUAGUAACACCCUAACAAUUUCAGAUAAUCCAAAACUGAUGUGGUUAACUCUAUCCCAAUUACAUCUUUGUAAAAUAUUAUUAAAUGAUCUUUCAUCUUCAUUUGCAACUGAUGAUUCAAUUAUUGAACAAAUAAAAUCAAAAUUAUUAAAUUUAGCAACUUGUGAUACUUUUAUGUUACGUAUUGAAUCGAUUGUUGUAUUUAAAAUAUUCUUAUCACAUUUCCCUGAAUAUUUAUCUGAUAUUUUAGAAAAAUCUCUAAAAAAUUUAACUGCAGAUUUCCAAUUAAAAGAUGAUUUCCCAUUUGCUAAAAAUCAUGGUAAUACUUUAUUAAUUGCCAAUUUAAUUUCUUUAGCUGAUAAAGAGUAUGUGGCUUAUGAAUUAAUUAUGAGAAUUACGAUUUUUGCCACAUCAUUUAUAAAACAGCAUACUACUUCUACUCAAUCAUCGAUGUAUCAUAAAGGUAUUAUAUGUUGGAUUCUUUUAAUGGGGUUAAUGAAUUAUCAAGAUGAACAACAUCUAGAAAUGCAAUCUGCACAAUUAUUUAUUUUUUGGAAAGUUUUAUUAACUCAUACUUUUACUUAUAGAAAUGAAGAUGAAUUGUAUAAAAAUUUGGAAAUUCGAAAUCAUGCAUUAACUUGUUUAUUAACAUAUUUGAAUAGAGCAAAAUUAAACUCAGAUACUGCAAGACAGAUAUCUUAUCUUUUAACAAAAUGCUCCAAUUUCAACCAUUCAGUGACUUUAAAAUCAACUAAUAUUGAUAGUGUGUUAUUAGUAAAUGAAAGUAAAAUAUUACAAGUUUAUUUAAAGAUUCAUGAGUAUGUCAAAGGUGAUUUUAAUAGUUCUUUAUUAAUCUUAAUUAUCAAGAAUUUUUCAAAUCCAUACUUAUUUCAAGAAACAAAUAAUUCAUACUUCUCAAAGAGUUCAGGAAAGCAAAAUGCAUUAAAGGAAGAAGAAAAAGAUACUUCAUUCUUAGGAACAUCAGUUAAUACAUUAUUACAUACUAAUGAUAAAUCUGCUCUUGGAUUAUCAAGUAAAAUCAAUUACAAUGGUAUUGCUGAAUUAAGUAUUAAAUCUCCAAAAAAUUCUUUACUAGAAAUUAGUGGUAGUUGGCCAUCAAAUGAUUAUAAUUGGUAUAAUGGAUUUGAAAAUGAAGUAAUGAAACCAAUUUCUCCAAUUUUCUCUAUGGAUUAUUUAAUUAUAUUAUAUGGUAAGGGAACAUAUUCAGGUAAUGACAUUUUCUCUCCAAGAUUAACUACAUCUGUCAUUGAUGCUUCUAUGGAACUUUUCUCUAUGGUUUAUCCCCAUUUGAAUAGUAAGAUUCAAUAUUCAGUUAUGGAAAAUCUAAACUUAUCUAUGUUUUCAAAAAUGACUACACCUUUAAGAAGUAUAGCUAUUGCUGCUAAUAUUUGUGUAGUUAUUUAUAAUGCAUUAAGAAUUAUCCAGGAGAAAGAAUUAAUUUUAGAUGAGCCCGUUGGUAAAUUAAUGUUAAAUUCAAUCAGUAAGAUUGAGUUCUAUAAUGAUUCUUAUAUUACAAGAUUAAAAUCUGCUUGUACAGGGCUAAUUAUUGCUGCUGUUGCUAGAGGUAUGGACAACCAAACAAGACAAGCUUAUAUUACUGAGCAUGGUAAUAUCAUUAUUAAGAGGAUAUCCGAUAUGAACGAACCUUAUUUCCGUGUAUAUUAUGCUAUGUCACUUGCCUCUAUUUUUAAAUAUAAUCCUCAAAAUGCAUCAUUUUCUUCCUUCUUUGAUAUUAUAAUUGCAUUAGUUAAUGAUCCACAUCCAGUGGUUCAUUCAUGGUCUUUGAAGGCUAUGCAUGUUCUAUUAGAAAAAUAUUUGGCAAUCACUCCACCAGUUACAUCAAGACUUUUAAAUACUUUAGAAGACGUUUUAACCAAUCCCAAUUUUGGUCAAUUUGGUUCAUCUACUCUUCGUUAUAAUUAUAAUAUCGAGUACAAUUCUUACACGGUCAUCAGCCAAAUUGUUUGCACUUUAUCUGAAAAUUUAGGACCUAAUUUGAAAGAUUUAAAUCCAAUAGAUAUUUAUCGUUAUAGAAAUAUAGUUAAUAGUGGAUUACUAUCAGAAGAUGUUUCGACUCAAUUAUUAAGUUUUUCAGCUUAUCAUAAUAUCGCAACUUUUAAAUUAACUGAUAUAUUAAAUGAUACUAUGUUUAUCACUGCAGGCCAAAAGACAUUAAUAUCGUCAAUUCUUCCAGGUUUUGGAAGCAAUUAUUUUAAUUCUAAAUUUACUAGAAAUAAUGAAUUAAUACCUGAGACGUCAACUUUAAAAGGUGCUUCAGAAGUUUUCAAAUUAUUUGCUCAAUUAAUUAAAUUACAAAAGAAAGAAUUAUUUAUUAAACAAAUGGAUAGUACGGCAUGGCUAUUCUUGGCUUUAUAUCCAUCGUCCGAUUCUGUUAUUGAGUAUUUUACAGAAUGGCUAUUAAACAGUAUUGAAGAAGAUCAUCAUUGGUUUGAUAAAUUAUAUGCAAUGUUCAAUAUGCCAAGGGGUAGAUUAUUUAAUGGAUUUUAUAAAAAUGUUGAUAAAUUGCUGGAUAGAAUGGGGCUACAAACUGAAAAAGAAGUUGAAUUAAAAAGAGAUGAAGAAAAAUCUAUUAAUCCAGAAGAAGUAGUAGGUAAACCGGAACUCACUGAUGAUUUAGCUGACACAAUCCAAUGGAGAAGUAAACAAGCCAUUUUGAAACUAUUAACUAUAAUAUUACAAAAUUCAAAAGAUAACAAGAAAUUAUUUUUACUUUUAAGUUCUAAGCUACCAGAAUUAAUUAGAAUGUCAUUCCAAGCAUCUACAAUGAGAAUUAUUCCGAUUAAAAAGACUGGUCUUGAAGUUUUAGACUUUAUUUUAACCCAAUAUUCGAGUAUGAGAGAUCCAGAAAACCCUUCAAAUUACGAUUUAGAACAGCAAGAAGCACAAAUUACAAGUGCAUUAAUGCCAGCAUUCGGUAAAGGAAGUUCCCCAGAUAUUAUUUCUUCUGCAAUUAUUGUUAGCGCUCAGUUCUUAUCUUCUAGUGUUGCUCCUUUAAACAGAUUGGGCAGAAUAUCACAUUUAUUAAUUGAUUUACUAGGUGAUUUCGAAAACAAGAAUGCCACUAUUAAAGUUGGAGAAGCAUCUAUCCUAACUCAAAAGGCCAGAAGGAAAAUCGAACUUUCAUCAUUAAAUGCCUGGGCACAAAUAGUGGAAAAAGCAUUGCUCACUAAAAACGAUGAACUCAUUACCUUUACGAAAGGCUAUUGGAACACAUUGAUAUAUUUAUGGAUAAUUUCUCUGCGUGAAUAUGUGAUGGUCAAAUAUGAAAGUAUUCAAGAAAUAAGUUCCAAUACAUCUCAAUCUAAAAAUGUAUUAACAGAGAUUAAAAAUUCGAAAUUGGAAUUAUAUAAGCCAGUAUGGCUAAAUUUCGUUGAGACCUUGGGAUGCUUAUUAGAAGAAAAUAAAGAUAUGAUAUUAGAAUGUUUAAACGAAGAUGAAAUUGAAAGUUUUAUGUUCAUUUUGCUAACUCAAUGCUUAGAAGCAAUUAUUAAGAAUAUUGACAAUCAUUCAGUUAAGAAACGUGUCUUACCAGCUCUACACAAUAUUUUAAAAUGUGGUGUUUCAUUAGAAUCUUUAUUUGAAGAUAAUAUUCAUUUGGAAGUUUCAGGUACCUUGGAACGUUUAAUCAUUAUUGGUGAUGAAGAUGAGAAAUUGGUUAUCGUUAACAUUAUUGAUGACUUAUUAAAGGGAUAUCUAUCUCAAAACAGCACUACUGAAGCAUUCUUGUCAGGUGUGGACAAGUUAUAUGAAUAUUUAAGAUUACUAUUAAUUAUCGUUUCAUCGAAACUACCAUUUAUUAAAUUUAACUCGUUUGAAGAACAUGAAGUUCCUAUCGAGAAAUUAACUUCUAGUGAUUUAGAAUUGAUAAAAUAUGCAUUUACUGUAUUCCAGCAAAAUGUGAGUAAGUUUGAUAGUGUUUUCAAAUUCGACCUAGAUGCUUGCUUAUUGUAUAUUAUUGGUAAAAUACUUGAAAGUGACACAAGAAAUAAUAUGAUUUCAAUAAUUCUUCCGUUAUUAAGAGAUAUGAUGAAAGAUUUUUCAAUUGAUAAAAAUAAUGACACUCUAAUAACAAUCUUUUUUUCUUCUACUAAAGAGAUUAUCUUCCAUAAACUUACUGAUGAAAAUAAAAUAGCCACCCUUUUGGUAUUUGCUACAAAUGGUUAUUCUAGCUUCACUGACGAAGAGAUUGAUAAUAUUUGUAAAGCAUUGGUAGAAGGUUUAGGUAAUACUGAUCUUCAAGCAAUUAGUAUUCAGUCUUUGAAAGCCAUUAUUAAUAAGUUGGAUACACAUAUUGCCUGUAAACGAAUUAUGAAGAAUAUUUUACAAAAAUUUUCUCAAAUUUACAUAUCAAUUGAAGCUGAAAAACAGGCUAGAAUUAUUUUGGAAAUUGUCACUUUAUUUACAAAAAAGACUAUCGAAUCAGAUUCUUCAAAAAUAUUGCAAUCGUUCGCAUUAUGCAUAACUUUUAUCAUAUGGUUCUACGACAAGACUGCAAACAACUUACUAAUUGCAGGUGAUAAAUUAAUGGAACUUGCUGCAGCAGAUUCUGAAAACUUUAAAGCCACUCUGAAUACUGUAUUAACAAUUGAUCAAAAGGCAAAGAUUGAAAGGCUCUUAUCCGAUUAUGACACUGAAUCUAAAAGUAAACUUUCGAAUAAAGAUGGACUACUAAAAUUGAAAAGCUUUUCCUAA